Molecule: messenger RNA, 1317 nt
Organism: Elaeis guineensis (African oil palm)
Lineage: Eukaryota; Viridiplantae; Streptophyta; Magnoliopsida; Arecales; Arecaceae
Product: protein FMP32, mitochondrial
Cellular component (GO): mitochondrion
Source: RefSeq, a predicted model, not a curated record
UAAAAGAAGGAACCGGGGAAGCCGAAGCGGAGACUAGAAAGGCAGACCAUACGGUCCAUCAAACACUCCUCCCACGUAUAUAAAUUGCCAACAAAUCCCGUCCCUGGAAUCACCGCGUUCAUCUCUCCCUUCAUCCCCGUCCGUUUCCGCAACCGAAAAGAAAGGAAAAGACACCAAGAUAGAUAGAGCGAAAUACAGGGAAGAAAACGAGAGAAAGGCGAGGGUUCGGCAAUACCCUUCCCGUUUCUCGCCGCCCACGACACCACCCCUCCACCUUCAAUAAAGAUCCGUCCAGGAAUCGCGGAUUGGAUUGAUUUGGGUUGGAUUUUUGUUGAUCGAGAGGAUAUCAAAGGAUUCUGAAUUCUGUCCUCUCUGUUGACCAUUUGCCCCUUUCUUUGGGCGCUGAAACCAAUGUCGGUUGCUGCAAUUGUUUGUAAGAGAAGCAGGGCAGCGUUGGGGUUCCAUUCAAGGUUUGGAUUGGCGACAUUAACGGGUGGGAGUGCCCACAGCCUCUUGCCACAGCGUUGCCUCUCUCAACUCGUCAAGACCAAUGGGAAAAGAGCCUUCCUUGUUGAUACUUUGGCACUGGUUCGGAGAUUGGAGGCGCAGGGAGUCCCAUCAAAGCAUGCGGAGGCAAUCACGUCAGCAAUCACUGAGGUUUUGAAUGAUAGCUUGGAGAAUGUGGCACAGUCCUUCGUAUCCAAGGGAGAGAUGCAGAAGAGUGAGAUGAUUCAGGAUUCCAAUCUCUCGAAAUUCAAGUCUCAAGUGCAGAGCUCUCAAGAGCACCAUUUCUCUUUGUUGCAACGUGAGACAGAAAAACUUAGGGGUGAUAUUGAGAAAAUGCGGAGCGAGCUUAGGUAUGAGAUCGACAAAGUUACUGCAGGGCAACGCUUGGAUCUAAACCUUGAAAGAGGGCGCAUACGCGAUGAAUUGGCCAAGCAAAAUGCUGAAACUACUGAUCUCACUACCAAGCUUGAUCGGGAAAUCCAUGCAUUGAAGGCCCAGUUGGAGGCAGCAAAAUAUGAUGUUAUAAAAUACUGCAUAGGGACUCUGGUGUCAAUAUCUGCUGUUGGUCUUGCCAUUGUCCGCAUUCUGAUGUAAAACAUUCUUUUUUGUUUUUUUAACCUUAACCAAUGAAACAACAAGAAAUGUUCUUUUUGUUUCUGAUAAUAUGGUUGCCAAAAGGUUGUAACAUUUGCUAGGAACUUCUCAAUGUUCUUCAAGAUGUACCUUGAAGAAGCAGUGAAUUGAAUUUAUUCUUGCAAUAUUCAUUCAAUGUGGUUACCACUCAGCAUAAUUACUUUGGAUUUUAAUCUU